Molecule: messenger RNA, 688 nt
Organism: Pocillopora meandrina
Lineage: Eukaryota; Metazoa; Cnidaria; Anthozoa; Scleractinia; Pocilloporidae
Source: the annotation of a GenBank genome assembly
AUGUACAUUAAUAAUUGUUUGAAAUAUAAGGUUCUGGAGAGAACAUCUAAAGACGCUUUUCAGGCUUUAUGGAUCGAAAUUGAAUCCCUAAAGAGUAAAAAUAUCGUUUGUGGAGUGAUUUAUAGGCAGCAUAAUGAUCCGGAACAAUUCCUCCAUUAUGUUGACUUUACUUUAGAAAAACUUAGCUCCUCUGAUAAAGUUGUUUAUCUUAUGGGCGAUUUCAAUAUUGAUCUCCUCAAAUCUGAAAUUUCCGAUUACUCCCAAAAUUUUUUGUUAUCUUUACAAUGUUAUUCGUUCUUCCCGGUAAUUGAUAAACCAACUAGAGUCUACAAUAAUUCUGCCACACUCAUUGAUAAUAUAUUUCUGAAUAGAUUUGAUCAUAAAAUUUCAGGUGGAAAUAUCGUGUCAGACAUUAGUGAUCACUACUCCCAAUUUUGUUUUAUCCACAGUCUUAUACCAAAAAAAAAAUUUUACUGCUAAACAUAAAAUUCGCGAUUAUUCCAACUUCUCUGAAGAAUGCUUUAUUAAUGAUGUCUUGGAUACUGAUUGGGAUAACUCAAUGACAUAUGGAUCUGUAGACAAAUGCUUUUCUUCCUUUUACAAUAAAUUUAACAAGCUCAUUAAUAAACACGCUCCUCUCAAAAUCUUAUCUAGGCGCAAGGCUAAACAAUUUUCAAACCGUGGAUAA